Anopheles coustani is the source of this 2606-nucleotide messenger RNA. It is a transcript of the gene bor, whose product is annotated as ATPase family AAA domain-containing protein 3A homolog. The transcript has 3 exons. Gene Ontology annotation, cellular component: mitochondrion. The record is from RefSeq and is a predicted model, not a curated record. Gene Ontology annotation, biological process: mitochondrion organization. Bases 117 to 1907 code for a protein of 596 amino acids. Gene Ontology annotation, molecular function: ATP hydrolysis activity; ATP binding; zinc ion binding. Lineage: Eukaryota; Metazoa; Arthropoda; Insecta; Diptera; Culicidae.
GUGGCAGAUGACCGCGACUUGUAAGACAUAUUGCCGUUAGUAAUCUAUCCCAGUGUUAGCCUAGAUUGUAAGUGUAGAUUGUUUUCCGACUGUGGAAUAAAAACCAAUCCACCGAAAUGUCGUGGUUGUUCGGUUACAAAAGUAAAGUUCCCCCGCAAGGUGCCGACGGUGCCCCCGAGCCGCCGGGGCCUCCACCGUCGGCCGCCGGUGCCGGCCAGGCAGCUGGGGACGUAAACCUCACCAAGGCAGAACGGAAAGCCAUGGAAGCGUACCGUUUCGAUUCGUCGGCCCUCGAAAGGGCGGCCGAAGCUGCCCGCACGCUGGAACGCUCUAAGCAUGCCCGGGAAGCGCUGGAAUUGUCCAAGAUGCAGGAAAACACCCGCCAGCAGGAGUACCUGGUGAAGGUGAAAGAGUACGAGGCGCACAUCGAAACGUCGAAGGUGGAGCAGAAGCGCGUGGACCAUGAGGAGCGCCGGAAAACGCUGGCCGAGGAAACGAAGCAGCAGCAGCAGCGCGCCCAGUACCAGGACCAGCUGGCCAGGAAGCGCUACGAAGAGCAGCUUGCCCAGCAGCAGCGCGUACAGGAGGAAAACCUUCGCAAGCAGGAGGAGAGCGUGGCGAAGCAAGAAGCAAUGCGCCGUAAAACCAUCGAGCACGAGAUGGAGCUGAGGGAAAAGAAUAAGAUGAAACUAUUGGAGGCGGAGCUGCGAGCAAAGGCAAAAGUGGACCGAGAGAAUCGCGAUCUCACGCUGGAACAGAUUCGCCUAAAGGCGGAAGAGAACCGUAUUACCGUAAUGGAGGGAAUCAAAACGGCCGGUUCCGUGCUCGGGCAGGGUGCUACCGCGCUGCUGACCGACUGGAAUAAGGUGGUUACCACGGUCGGAGGUCUGUCACUGUUGGCACUCGGAGUCUACACGGCGAAGGGUGCAACGGGUGUAACGGCUCGGUAUGUGGAGGCACGGAUAGGUAAACCGUCGCUGGUGAACGAAACGUCCCGCUUUUCGAUUCUUGAAGCGCUAAAGCAUCCGAUCGACACAGCGAAGCGUUUAAAGAACAGACCGACCGAUGCACUUCAGGGGGUGGUUCUGCAACCGAAGCUCGAAGAGCGCCUUCGAGAUAUCGCCAUUGCGACGAAAAACACAAAAAACAACAAGGGCCUCUAUCGGAACAUACUGAUGCAUGGACCACCCGGUACCGGUAAGACGAUGUUUGCCAAGCGGCUCGCCUCACACUCCGGCAUGGACUAUGCCAUCAUGACCGGUGGUGAUGUGGGUCCGAUGGGACGCGAUGCUGUGACCGCCAUCCACAAGGUGUUCGACUGGGCCAGCACUAGCCGUCGGGGGCUACUGCUGUUCAUCGACGAAGCCGACGCGUUCCUGCGCAAACGUUCGUCCGAGCAAAUCUCCGAAGACAUGCGCUCGGCACUAAAUGCGUUCCUGUAUCGCACCGGCGAACAGAAUCCCCGGUUUAUGCUGGUGUUGGCUUCGAAUACGCCGGAACAGUUCGAUUAUGCCAUCAACGAUCGGUUGGAUGAGAUGGUGGAGUUUACCCUGCCGGGAUUGGAGGAACGGGAACGGUUGGUGCGCUUGUAUUUCGACAAGUUUGUCCUGGAACCGGCUGCCGAGGGUAAAAAACGCUUCAAGGUGGAACAGUGGGACUACAGUUCCGUCUGCAGCAAAAUGGCCAAAAUGUGCGAAGGUAUGUCUGGGCGUGAAAUAUCGAAGCUCGGUGUAUCCUGGCAAGCGGCCUGCUACGCCUCGGAGGAGGGUGUUUUGACGGAAAAGAUGGUGCUCGACCGGUGCGAAGCCGCCGCGAGGCAGCACCGGCAAAAGAUGGCUUGGCUGUCGGAGCAGGAAAAGCUGGAUCACAAAUCCAUCACCGGAGGCAAGGGCUUUCUGCCUCAGUAGAGUGGUAACUAACCGACAGGUGGCUGUCUCAUUCCCUACGUGCGCACCGGAGGAAGCGGCAGUCUGGUUAGUGCUUCCGUUUUUCGGUUCUUCGCGACCCCGGAGAUUUAUGUGAGCAAUAUCCUCCUACCUUAGUUAGAUGAAAUUAUCAUACCAGGGAUACUACAUCGACUGCGCAUCCAUGCAAUCGUUAGUUGUUUGCAAGCAAAUCGGACCCGUCCCUGAUGAUAGUGUACAGCACAGAACAAUGAAGGCCAUCAUCAAAACUCCAGUGUCCCGAGGAACCCCAUCAUAAGCUUGGCGGAACGGGAAACGUCGUCGUUCGAUUAUAGGAAAUUUAUAUUAAACUUCCUUGAAACGGAACCUCCCAUGCACACGAUGGUCGUUGGGAAACGCAUUUAAAAUCAUGAUGGACUAGUUUGCUCCCCAUUAUUGUCCAGUUAGCUUGGGAAUAGUGUGCGACUACGAUCAGUGUUACUAAUGCGACCCACAUGUGUUCAGAAUCGAUAGCUUUUAGAUGAACCUGCCCAUUACUUCUCCCUGUUUCUCGGCAAUGCAUGCCCCUAGAGUUACGAAGUGCCGUAAAAUUGCGGAUGUUAACUGUUACGGAGCCUUUUUUGUUUUCUCUUUGUUCUUAUGUUUUCUUUACAUAUUUUUAGAUUGUAUAAAUACAAAAUAAUGUUAAAGUGGGACAUUAAA